GACCAACAUUAAUGUAGAAAAUGAAGUACCUAUUAGUUAUAUGCAGCCUUACCAGUGUUGUAACUAAUCAACUACAUAUUGGUGACGCUGAUCCUGAUUACAUAUGUAGUUAUUGUCAACCUGAACAAAUUCAUAUUGCUUUUGGUGAGAAAAGUAACAACAUAGUAGUGACAUGGACGACAGCAGACGAUGCGAAAGAGAGCCGCGUGCAGUUCGGAGUGUUCACGACACCGUUGGACAAGGAAGCCGUGGGCAACCACGUCUGUUACCCAAAUAUACGUAAACAGUGGAUACACCGUGUUACUUUGGAAAACCUUCGUUUUAAUACGACUUAUGGGUACCGGUGCGGCUCCCGUUUUGCGUGGUCCGAGCUGUUCUACUUUACCACUCCACCCGAAGAAGAAUCAGUUCUGCGAGCUGUUAUAUAUGGUGAUAUGGGAGUUGAAAACGCACAUGCGCUACCGUAUCUACAACAAGAGGCCGAAAACAGCAGUCUAAAUUUCAUCCUGCACGUUGGUGACUUUGCAUAUGAUAUGUAUGAGCAAAACUCUAAAAUUGGCGAUCAGUUCAUGCGGCAAAUACAGCCAAUGGCCGCGAUCGUACCUUACAUGGUCUGCCCUGGCAACCACGAGGUAGACAGAAACUUCACCCAGUACAAAAAUCGUAUGACUAUGCCUAGGUACCAAGAGUGGGAGAGCAUGUUCUACAGCUGGGACAUUGGCCCCAUCCACUUCGUGUCAAUCAACUCUGAGGCAUACUACUUUCUCAAUUUCGGCAUAGAUCCGCUAGUCAACCAAUUCCGGUGGCUGGUGAACGAUUUGGAACAGGCCAAUUCGGAAGCGAACAGAAAGAUGAGACCAUGGAUCAUACUGUACGGUCACCGGCCAAUGUACUGCACCGGAGGAAACAAUGAUGACAAAGCUGAGUGUCCCUAUGAGCACACCAGGAUUGGUCUGAAUGUAACAGGAAAUAAAGAAAAAUUCGCCAUAGAACCUUUGUUAAUGAAAUACGGCGUCGAUAUUGUAAUUUGGGCUCAUGAGCACAUGUACGAACGAGCGUGGCCUUUGUAUGACUACAAAGUGUACAACGGUUCCACUGAAUACCCUUACGUAAAUCCAAGAGCUCCAGUGCAUAUUAUCACGGGAUCAGCUGGGUGUCGAGAGGAAACAGAUCAUUUCGGUGAGAUGGCAGAGUGGUGUGCGUUCCGCUCGAGAGACUAUGGCUACACUCGAUUUCACGCACACAACAAGACGCACGUCUACUUUGAACAAAUAAGCGUCGACUUGAAAGGUGAAGUGAUCGACUCCUUCUGGCUAGUGCAGAACCACCACGGCCCUUUUGAAAUAAAUCGAGAAUCAAUUUACGAAGCAAAACGUGGUUAAAGUAAAAGCGCGAUAUAUAACGUGACUGUACAUUUAACGGAGAUGUACCUACUGUCUGAAAUAAAAUUGUUUCAUUCCAUCAUUCAUUCAUUUCAUUUCAUUCAUUCAU
Hyposmocoma kahamanoa is the source of this 1491-nucleotide messenger RNA. Its product is annotated as acid phosphatase type 7-like. Gene Ontology annotation, molecular function: metal ion binding; protein binding; acid phosphatase activity. The transcript has 10 exons. The record is from RefSeq and is a predicted model, not a curated record. The coding region runs from base 21 to 1382 and encodes 453 amino acids. NCBI's taxonomy places the organism in Eukaryota, Metazoa, Arthropoda, Insecta, Lepidoptera, Cosmopterigidae.